Messenger RNA from Spea bombifrons (plains spadefoot toad), 2322 nucleotides. Its product is annotated as tetratricopeptide repeat protein 30A. Bases 120 to 2075 code for a protein of 651 amino acids. Gene Ontology annotation, molecular function: intraciliary transport particle B binding; protein binding. The transcript is spliced from 19 exons. Gene Ontology annotation, cellular component: intraciliary transport particle B; axonemal microtubule. NCBI's taxonomy places the organism in Eukaryota, Metazoa, Chordata, Amphibia, Anura, Pelobatidae. Gene Ontology annotation, biological process: intraciliary transport. The record is from RefSeq and is a predicted model, not a curated record.
GGCUUGGUUGCUAUGGUACAGAGGUAGCGGCCUUGGCGACGAGUGUGCUGUGAGGAGACUGUUGGGGUUCUUUGCACCCUAGUAAGUCAUAUCGUCUGUGGCACAGAUAUCGCGGAAGGAUGGCCAUGUUGCAGAUCAAGGAUGGGGAAUACACGGCUACCAUCUACAGACUGAUAAAAGAGGCAAGAUACGGAGAAGCGAUACAAAUACUCAGCCAUGAACUUCAGAAACAAUACAGGUCGAGGGCUGGCCUGUCCCUUCUUGGUUACUGUUAUUAUCAGAUGCAAGACUUUGCCAACGCAGCUGACUGCUAUGAACAGCUUACUCAAAUUAGCCCUGAAGUUGAGGAAUACAAACUAUACUAUGCCCAGUCUUUAUACAAGGCAUGUAUGUAUCCCGAAGCCAUGAAAGCAACAUUUCAAUUGGACAGCCCUGCAUAUCAGAGUAAGAUGCUAAAAUUACAAGCGUCUAUAAAGUAUGCAGAAGAGGACCUUUCAGGAGCAAAGAGUAUGGUAGAGCAGAUACCAUCUGAUGAUCCAGACAGCGAUAUUAACUUGGGAUGUUUACUGUACAAAGAAGGACAAUAUGAAGAAGCAUGCAAAAAGUUCAUUACUGCAAUGCAAGUCGUGGGUUACAAACAAGACUUAUCUUACAACAUUGCCUUGUGUUACUAUAGCAUGAAGCAGUAUGCACCUGCUUUAAAACAUAUUGCAGAUAUUAUUGAACGAGGAAUCCGAGAGCACCCAGAGCUUGGUGUUGGCAUGACCACAGAAGGCAUUGAUGUCCGAAGUGUUGGAAACACCCUGGUGCUACAUGACACAGCGCUUAUUGAAGCAUUUAAUCUCAAAGCCGCUAUCGAAUACCAGUUAAAAAAUUAUGAAGCUGCACAAGAAGCUCUGACAGAUAUGCCACCGAGAUCGGAAGAGGAACUUGACCCAGUUACUCUUCACAAUCAAGCUUUGAUGAACAUGGAUGCAAAACCCACUGAAGGCUUUGAGAAACUACAGUUUUUGCUGCAGCAGAAUCCGUUCCCCCCAGAAACAUUUGGAAACCUCUUACUACUCUACUGCAAAUAUGAGUACUUUGAUCUUGCAGCAGACGUGCUUGCUGAGAAUGCUCAUCUGACUUACAAAUUUCUCACACCAUAUCUAUAUGAUUUUCUGGAUGCCCUGAUAACAUGCCAGACAGCUCCAGAUGAGGCUUUCCUUAAGCUUGACGAACUAGCAGGGAUGCUCACUGAACAACUAAGAAAAUUAACAAAACAGGUGCAAGAGGCAAGGCACAACCGAGAUGAUGAGGCUGUUAAGAAAGCUGUAAAUGAAUACGAUGAAGCACUUGAUAAGUAUAUCCCUGUUUUGAUGGCUCAGGCGAAAAUUUACUGGAAUAUGGAGAACUACCAGAUGGUGGAAAAGAUUUUCCGGAAAUCGGUUGAGUUUUGCAAUGAGCAUGAUGUCUGGAAACUGAAUGUGGCUCAUGUCCUGUUCAUGCAAGAAAACAAAUACAAGGAAGCCAUUGGAUUUUAUGAACCAAUUGUCAAAAAACACUAUGACAACAUCUUGAAUGUUAGUGCCAUUGUCCUUGCAAAUCUGUGUGUUUCCUACAUUAUGACUAACCAAAACGAAGAGGCAGAAGAACUCAUGAGGAAGAUUGAGAAAGAAGAGGAACAGGUAGCCUACGAUUACCCGGAUAAAAAAAUCUACCACCUUUGUAUAGUAAAUCUGGUCAUUGGAACUCUUUACUGCGCUAAAGGCAACUAUGAGUUUGGCAUCUCGCGAGUUAUUAAAAGCUUGGAGCCGUAUAAUAAAAAGCUUGGGACAGAUACCUGGUUUUAUGCAAAAAGGUGCUUUCUUUCUUUGCUUGAAAACAUGUCCAAGCAUAUGAUCAUGUUACGGGACACCGUCAUCUAUGAAUGUAUACAGUUUUUGGAACACUGUGAAAUUUACGGUAAAAGCAUUCCAGCUAUGAUUGAGCAGCCAUUGGAAGAAGAAAGAAUGCAUAUUGGGAAGAAUACGGUUACUUAUGAGUCUAGACAGCUGAAAGCAUUAAUCUAUGAGAUUGCUUCUUGGAACAUUUAAAAUAUCUCAGACUACAGUUGAGCAGAUGGUGCUUUAAUCUGAGGAAACUUAAAACACAGUUACAUUUAGGUUAGCAAUAAUGAAAAAAUAUUGCAACUCUGUACAUAUUUCAGAUGAAUCCCCAGAUAAAGGUUAAUUCUGGUUACCCAAAAUCACAUCCCUAGAUGUAUCAAUUAAUAUUUUUACUGUUGUAUCUAUGAAGUACUGUUGUAUAUAUGAAAUAUUAAAAAUAUUUUGUUUUAACAGA